ACUGAAAUACCGGCGCCUUCCCACAGGAUUCAGCAUCCCUGGCUUCCCAGGCAGCAGCCGCGGGUCCCCAGCGGAGCAUCUGCCCACAAACAUGGCUGCGCCCAGCUCAGCUUCUCCUCGCCGGGACCCGCCGGCCGGGCCGGCCUUGCCAGUACUCGGGGACUUCCUCCGGGAGCCCGCUUCCUGCACCGCUGGCAUUUAAACCGGCGCCUGGGGCUGCGGACGCCGAGCUGACCGCGGGCUGGAGCGCCGCCGCUUCCCCCCCCCAGCGACUGGGCUGGGCAGGAGCGCAGCCGAAGCAUCCCCUAGCUGCGCCCGUGUCCGAGCAGGAGCGGUCUGGGGGGAGACCCCGGACCCCGGCAUCUGGCAGUUCAAUUACAGGUUUGACUUUAAUAUCCAAGAUCGCGACCCUCCCGCCCAGCCCCGAUCUUUCUUCUCUCCCUCCCGCCCUCCGGCCUUGGUCGCUGGAUGAAGCUGGCGCUGGGCUUGGUCCCAGGAGCUUGGAAAGAGCGCGUUCUCCGCCCCGCGGCGUUGCUCCGGGGACCUCCGAGCCGCGCGCCCCGGUCAUGGUGAGGCUGAGCCCCGCGCUCGGGUGAGGCGGCGGCGCGGUUCCGAGCCCAGCGGGCCCGCCCUGCGAGGCGUUUUCCCCCGAGGAGCCAAGGGCACCGGACGCGGGGCUCCGCGCCCUCCCGCUGGGCUGCGCGCAGGGGGUGAGCAGCCGCCGCGAUGUUCAGCUGGCUGGGUACCGACGACCGCCGGAGGAAGGACCCCGAGGUCUUCCAGACGGUGAGCGAGGGGCUUAAGAAACUCUACAAGAGCAAGCUGCUGCCCCUGGAAGAGCAUUACCGCUUCCACGAGUUUCACUCGCCCGCCCUGGAGGAUGCCGAUUUUGACAACAAGCCCAUGGUCUUACUGGUGGGCCAGUACUCCACUGGGAAGACCACUUUCAUCAGGUACCUGCUGGAACAGGAUUUUCCAGGCAUGAGGAUUGGGCCCGAGCCGACCACCGACUCCUUCAUUGCAGUGAUGCAGGGUGAGGUGGAGGGGGUCAUCCCUGGGAACGCUCUGGUGGUGGAUCCUAAGAAACCCUUCCGGAAACUCAACGCCUUUGGCAAUGCCUUCUUGAACAGGUUCGUGUGUGCCCAGCUGCCCAACCCCGUGCUGGAGAGCAUCAGCAUCAUCGACACGCCGGGCAUCCUCUCUGGGGAAAAGCAGAGGAUCAGCCGAGGGUAUGACUUUGCUGCUGUCCUUGAGUGGUUCGCCGAGCGGGUUGACCGCAUCAUCCUGCUCUUUGACGCCCACAAGCUGGACAUCUCUGAUGAGUUCUCAGAAGUCAUCAAGGCCCUCAAGAACCACGAGGACAAGAUGCGGGUGGUGCUGAACAAAGCCGACCAGAUCGAGACACAGCAGCUGAUGCGGGUGUACGGGGCUCUCAUGUGGUCCCUGGGGAAGAUAGUGAACACCCCGGAGGUGAUCCGGGUCUACAUCGGCUCCUUCUGGUCCCACCCCCUUCUCAUCCCUGACAACCGGAAGCUCUUUGAGGCCGAGGAGCAGGACCUGUUCAAGGACAUUCAGAGUCUGCCCCGAAACGCUGCCCUGCGCAAGCUCAAUGACCUCAUCAAGAGAGCCAGGCUGGCCAAGGUCCAUGCCUACAUCAUCAGCUGUCUGAAGAAGGAGAUGCCCUCCAUGUUCGGGAAGGACAACAAGAAGAAGGAGCUGGUGAACAACCUGGCUGAGAUUUACGGCCGGAUCGAGAGGGAACACCAGAUCUCGCCUGGGGACUUUCCCAACCUGAAGAGGAUGCAGGACCAGCUGCAGGCCCAGGACUUUAGCAAAUUCCAGCCCCUGAAAAGCAAGCUGCUGGAGGUGGUGGAUGACAUGCUGGCCCAUGACAUUGCCCAGCUCAUGGUGCUGGUGCGCCAGGAGGAGUCGCAGCGGCCCGCCCCGAUGGUGAAAGGUGGCGCAUUCGAGGGCACCCUGCAUGGCCCCUUCGGGCACGGCUACGGGGAAGGGGCUGGGGAGGGCAUCGGUGAUGCUGAGUGGAUCGUGGCCAGGGACAAGCCCAUGUACGACGAGAUCUUCUAUACCCUGUCACCGGUGGACGGCAAGAUCACGGGUGCCAAUGCCAAAAAGGAGAUGUUGCGCUCCAAGCUGCCCAACAGCAUGCUGGGCAAGAUCUGGAAGCUGGCGGACAUCGACAAGGAUGGCAUGCUGGAUGACGAGGAGUUCGCACUGGCCAACCACCUCAUCAAGGUCAAGCUGGAGGGACAUGAGCUGCCCAACGAGCUGCCCGCCCACCUCCUGCCACCAUCCAAGAGGAAAGUUGCCGAGUGAUGGGAGGAGGAGGUUCAGAGCAGGCAGGUGUUACAGGAGAUGGGAGAGGCGGACACACACACACACACACACACACACACACACGCUCACGGGCACAGAUCUGGAGAACCGCACAGCAGGUGAGAGGGAUCAGCCAUCCUCAGGU
Myotis myotis is the source of this 2479-nucleotide messenger RNA. RefSeq names its product EH domain containing 3 (gene EHD3). The record is from RefSeq and is a predicted model, not a curated record. Bases 727 to 2334 code for a protein of 535 amino acids. Gene Ontology annotation, cellular component: plasma membrane; cytoplasm. NCBI's taxonomy places the organism in Eukaryota, Metazoa, Chordata, Mammalia, Chiroptera, Vespertilionidae. The transcript has 6 exons. Gene Ontology annotation, biological process: endocytosis; endosomal transport. Gene Ontology annotation, molecular function: protein binding; calcium ion binding; GTP binding.